AUACUAUACUUUGCUUGUCGCUAUAUCGGUUGAAAAAUGAAAGUCAUAAUAGCCAUAUAUUGUGUCUUCCUGUUGCUAAUCUCAACGGCAAACGGGGCAAAAAAUAACACUGCGAAGGAUAGAAACAAUGCUCUAAGGACGCGCAUAUGCUCAGCGCGUCCCGAAUAUGGUUUUUGUGAAGGACAUCGCUCGUUAUGGUACUAUAAUCCCGGUCGAUCACGAUGCCAAUUAUUUGAUUACUCCAACUGUGGUGGCAAUCGCAAUAAGUUCUUCUCCGAAGAACAUUGUAUCAAUUUUUGUAAGAAAAAAAUCCUCAGCUAGUUUGCUUAUAUAUCAGAAUAAUCGUUAUACAUAUAUACAAAAGUAGCACAUUUGUAAAUAAAGCCCAAAAUAUGAAUAUCAAGAUCAAAUACAACAA
Messenger RNA from Drosophila novamexicana, 418 nucleotides. Its product is annotated as kunitz-type serine protease inhibitor homolog beta-bungarotoxin B5-B chain-like. NCBI's taxonomy places the organism in Eukaryota, Metazoa, Arthropoda, Insecta, Diptera, Drosophilidae. The record is from RefSeq and is a predicted model, not a curated record. The transcript is spliced from 2 exons. Gene Ontology annotation, molecular function: serine-type endopeptidase inhibitor activity. The coding region runs from base 37 to 321 and encodes 94 amino acids.